UUCCCUACUUUUCCUUUAUCCAUUUUCCAAGCAAAACUUUUCAAACCCAAAAAAAAUUAAAAAAAUCCAAAAAAAGAAAAACAAAACGCUUAACGCAAUACAAAAACCACAGUUUCAAUCACAUCUCUCUCUCUCUCUCUUUCUCGCAAAUUUCUACUUUCUGGGUUUUCUAUUUGAGAUUCGUUGUUCCAAUGAGCGAUCACUUGGUGGUGUUCGUUGACCGUCUCGCGCGCCCUGUCCCCGUUGACCCGGUGGCGCAGCCGCCUUCCGAGCCGUCUCCUCCUCCGGCCCCCGUGAAUGCUGACGCUUCCGGGAGCUCCGGCACCGCUCCGGUGGAGGAUUGUGACGGAGAGGGCGGCGGCGAGGAGGAGCCGCUGAUCCAGAUGGCGGAGUGCCGCAUCUGCCAGGAGGAGGACGGCGUUUCCAACUUGGAGACGCCCUGCGCCUGUAGCGGCAGUCUUAAGUAUGCUCACAGAAAGUGUGUCCAGCAUUGGUGUGAUGAGAAAGGAGACAUAACUUGUGAGAUAUGUCAUCAGCCAUAUCAACCUGGGUAUACUGCCCCCCCACCUCGUCCUAAUCCUGAAGAAACUACUAUUGAUAUAGGAGGUGGCUGGACAAUAUCUGGCACACCCUUAGACUUGCGUGAUCCUCGACUCUUGGCAAUUGCAGAAGCAGAACGUCAGUUCUUGGAUGCUGAAUAUGAUGAGUAUGCUGCUUCCAACGCCAGUGGAGCUGCAUUUUGCCGCUCAGCUGCUUUAAUUUUAAUGGCCCUUUUACUCCUGCGGCAUGCACUUUCUGUCUCAGAUGGUGAUAAUUCUGAUGAUGAUCCAUCCAGUUUUUUCUCCCUUUUCUUGCUUCGUGCUGCUGGAUUUCUAUUACCUUGCUACAUCAUGGCUUGGGCAAUCAGUAUUCUGCAGCGUCGGCGACAAAGACAAGAGGCUGCAGCACUGGCGGCAACCCAAGUUGCUUUUGUUCUACAAUCUGGUCAGCGUAGAGGUUUACAGUUUGCAAUAGCACCAGGACCCCCCACACUACACCAGGAACAAGUAUAAUAAUUUGUAUGCUUUUUUAUGUAUGAAUGAAUAUUAAGAAGGCUUUGUUGAAAUGCCGUGCAUUUUUACUCUUUACUUCCAGCUGUAACGUUAUGUACAUGUACAUACUUAGGGGUGCUAAAACGAUGUACAUGAAUCCAUUGGUAUCCAUUCAAUUCAUCUAUCUAUGAAUGUAACCGAAUCCAUCCACUUACUAUAUAUUAAGAGAUUUAUAUGCAAAAUAAGGAUUAAUGGUCUAA
Molecule: messenger RNA, 1291 nt
Organism: Glycine soja
Lineage: Eukaryota; Viridiplantae; Streptophyta; Magnoliopsida; Fabales; Fabaceae
Exons: 8
Coding region: 192-1052 (286 amino acids)
Biological process (GO): protein ubiquitination
Cellular component (GO): membrane
Molecular function (GO): ubiquitin-protein transferase activity; zinc ion binding
Source: RefSeq, a predicted model, not a curated record